Melampsora larici-populina 98AG31 is the source of this 222-nucleotide messenger RNA. RefSeq lists its product as uncharacterized. The transcript has 4 exons. The record is from RefSeq and is a predicted model, not a curated record. Bases 1 to 222 code for a protein of 73 amino acids. Lineage: Eukaryota; Fungi; Basidiomycota; Pucciniomycetes; Pucciniales; Melampsoraceae.
AUGCUUUUCUCGAAAUUAGUUAUUGCUGCUGUUCUAGUUGUCUCAGUCUCUAGCACACCCACUCAAAAGAACCAAAUUACCGAUGAUGCUGUCCUGCAAAGACGAGCUGCGGAGGUCAACGUAUUUGAAAAGAGAAGAUCUUCGGUGAGUCACUGCGGGGUCUGUGACCCGGAUGAAUGCCAACUCAAAUUAUCAGGAUGCAGAGCUGCUGGCUGUUGUUGA